Molecule: messenger RNA, 2181 nt
Organism: Neohortaea acidophila
Lineage: Eukaryota; Fungi; Ascomycota; Dothideomycetes; Mycosphaerellales; Teratosphaeriaceae
Exons: 4
Coding region: 1-2181 (726 amino acids)
Source: RefSeq, a predicted model, not a curated record
AUGCCUUCUUCUACCAUGCACCCUCGCCGCCGGCCUGCCAAAGCCUCUGACGCGACCAUGACUCCCUCCCUUAUCGACUCAUUCCAAAGCAUGUCGCUUCGCAAAGGCGAGACCUUCCACCCUCAUGGAAACACCGUCAGCAACGCAUUCUGGGAUCCCCUAGAAGCAUCCACUUCUCCGCAGAUGGCCGCCCGCUCUGCCACCUGCCCAAAGUCAUUGGAGGAUUUGCUCCUCGGGGCUGGCGAGCGGCGCACUGCUGAUCUGCUCGCGCGCGUGGACAAGGCCGUCGAGACCAACUCCAGACUGGCCCUGUCUGCAGUCCUCACCGAGCCCGACACCCUUCCCACUUUUGCCGUCCACGACAUUACCCUAGAUGAUCAAGCCGUGCGGAAAACGCGCACUCAGAGUCACGGGUCGGAUAGCGGCAUUGGCUCCAGCAUCGCUUCCGACGAUGCCGUGCCUGCUAAGACAAUGACUGCUCCCCCCACCGCCGUCGAUAAUUCACUGUCCGGCCUCUCUGCCGUCACUGAACGCCGGGGCCUGAGUAAAUACGCUUGUGAACAGAUUCACAAACACGUCGUGCACCCCAUGCUUCGAGAGGAAGCUCUCAAAGACUUUCACCCCCUUGUCAAAAGCGUUCCGUCACGCAUCGGGAAGAAGGAUAUCAAGACGCUUCGUGAUCUCGAGAAGACUUUGAUCUUCCUCGCGCCGGACUAUUCCCGUACCCCCACGAACUACCUUCGAUUUUGCGAGCGCACCAUCCGUGUUCUUCACACCACGGUCACCACACUCCACGAGUCGGACCAGCGAGCGCCAGAAGAUCGCCCGUACACGCAGGGCUACUUUUUCGAUCUGGUGGAGCAGAUCCGCAGAUACGCCGCAAUCAUGGCUGCGACGCGAGAGCGACAGGAAAAGGGCGAGAAGGCGGACAAGAUGAACUAUUCUCCGGAUGAAAGCAUCUCUCUUAUUGGCGGCAUGAGUCACAAUGGGAAGCCGGCCGAGCUCGUGCGUCACAAGGAUGGCAAAGUUAUAAGUCUGGCCACUGGCGAGGUCCUCUCUUCCGAAGACGUUGCCUCUGCCUCGAUGAAGCGAUCCAUGGACAUUGUCGAUGUCGAUGAAGAUGAGGUCCUCCGGUCCAUGGCCCGGCGCAAGAAGAACGCCAAACCGGAGAUUCAUGAAUGCUCCUUGUGCGACAAGGAAUUCAAGCGUCCCUGCGACUUGACCAAGCACCUCAAGACCCAUGAACGCCCAUGGAAGUGCCCCGAUUCCAAGUGCAAAUACCACGAGCAUGGCUGGCCGACGGAGAAGGAGCGUGAUCGUCACGUCAACGACAAGCACUCCAACGCCCCCGCGUUGUACCACUGCAUGUUCCCCCCAUGCCCCUACACCUCCAAGCGCGAGAGCAAUUGCAAACAGCACAUGGAAAAGGCACACGGCUGGGAUUACGUCCGCUCGAAGAACAACGGCAAAGGCCGGGCCAGCAUCACGCAUCUGCCCCACGGCUCCAUCCCUCCCUCGCCGUCGGCCUCGGGCUCAUCGGCCUUCACGCCUCUCACUCCUCUUGCCCCCUCGCCUCACUCUUGGGCAAGUGGCUCGGUGUCUGGCUCGUCGUCCCGCCAUGACUCCAUUCCUCCACCCAUGGCCGGGCCCAGCGGCUAUGCAUCCCCCGACUUUGUCGAUCACUUCAACUUCGACUUCAACAACAUGGCGUCCGGUUGGCCCAUGACCCCGGCCUUGAGCGCCGAUCGUCGCAGCUCUUGCGAUGCUUCGUCGUCCUCGAACUCCGGCUUCCAACUCGAUGGAAGUGCUUUUGACGAGGGCGUGACUCCCGAGGACCUCACGAACUACGCUUUCAACUUCAACGAGUACAAUUUCGGCCCGCAGCACGUCACUCCCGACUCCAGCGCUGCAUGCGCGAGCAGCACCGACGGCUUCCCACACCUCUCCCCCGGCGCACAGCUCGAUCAGACCUUCACCGACGCCAUGAACAUUGAUGGAGGCAACUACGCUGGAGACUUUACACUGUUUGGCAACAACCAACAAGUCAGCGGUGGUGGAGAGAUGUUCCCGUCUCUUGCCUCGUGGGGCAACUUCGGCAACCAAUACGACGCUUCCCACGCUCCUUUGCCGACUGGGAACAGCACUUUGGAGGAUCUCUUUCCCGAGCUGCGUGGUCACUAG